UAAAUACACACCUUACCUUCUCCAUCAUUUUCUCAACCAUUUGUUUUUUCUUCUCUCUCUCUCCGUUUUUUGGAUUUUGACAAUACGAAUCGAGAAAAAAGAAAUUAGCGUUUGCUUCGAUUUCGAUUAAUUUCGCGCCACAGAGACACGUUCCGUAGCCUUGUCUGAAUCUUAGGUUCGAUUACUCCUGUCUGUGCCCGUUUUUUUACUGUUGAAACCGAUUAGAUCUUAAGAUAGAAAGAAAAAGAACAAACGAUGUCGAGAUAUUUCACAUCACCACCGCCUGUGUAUGCGAGGAACUGGGCCAACGGUCAGAACUUGGUCGAAUCGACUAAGAUUGAAAGACAAAUAGUCACUUCAAAAAAGGUGCACCGUAAAGAGAAGAAGGAUAUAAAGAAAGAAAAGAAACAGAAACAGACGAAUGAGAAAACCAUUGAACAUCUAUAUCUACCGACCAAGCAAGUGUCUGAUGAAUCUGAACAACUUGAGAAGAGUUGUUUGACAGAAGAACAUGAGAAAUAUCUGUCUGAUGGAAGCCAAAGUAGUAAGAAGAGAAGAAGGGACGCUUCUCCUUCUGUUGAGAGUAAUAUCAAAGCUACGCCUGUAACUGGUAAUCCUCUACGGAUACGUUUUGUCUUCCAGAAGCCUAAGGAAGCUGAGCUUGUUGUCCCUCAAGCGCCUCAAGAGGUUCUUGUUUGUUCCACCUCAGGGACUGAAAUAUCAAGUUCUGUCUCAGGUCAUGAUGGGAAUCUGCUCCCAGCUUCUCUUGCGAGUGACGAGACUGCAAUUCUUUCUGAAUUAAAGAAAAAAAAGAAGCAUAAGACAAGCAAAGAAUCACGGUACAGCUCACUGUUUGAUGAACCGGUUCUUCCUUGUCUCUCCAUUGAAGAAGACAGUAGCAACAGCGAUGACUGGCUACUUGGUGCUAGGCGGCAAAAGAAUGUUUCCACCAAGUCUGCUAUGAAUGAAGACAUGGUCAUCAACAUGCAAAAGUCGGCAGAGUCCUGUUUUCCUAGUUCUCAGUUUUUGUCUGAAGUAGGAAUUUUUUCAUUGCCAUACACAGUCCUGUUCUAGGUCCCAGAUAAUUGUUUUGUUCUUUCUCAGCUUAGGCUAGGCCUUAACUUGUACAGUUCCACGAAUUGUAACAACCACAAAGAUGAGUAAUACUUGAAUGAUCUCCCUAUUUUUGACACUAA
Messenger RNA from Brassica rapa (field mustard), 1196 nucleotides. RefSeq lists its product as uncharacterized. The record is from RefSeq and is a predicted model, not a curated record. Lineage: Eukaryota; Viridiplantae; Streptophyta; Magnoliopsida; Brassicales; Brassicaceae.